Coniophora puteana RWD-64-598 SS2 is the source of this 1953-nucleotide messenger RNA. RefSeq names its product FAD/NAD(P)-binding domain-containing protein. The transcript is spliced from 13 exons. The coding region runs from base 1 to 1821 and encodes 606 amino acids. The record is from RefSeq and is a predicted model, not a curated record. Lineage: Eukaryota; Fungi; Basidiomycota; Agaricomycetes; Boletales; Coniophoraceae. Gene Ontology annotation, molecular function: monooxygenase activity; flavin adenine dinucleotide binding.
AUGCAGGGCGAGUCGCACCAGCUUCCAACGCUCGAUCUGCUCCAGGUCAGCGAGCUGCCGGACGUCGACGCUGUGGCCGUCGCCCGCGGCUGGUUCUCAUCUUUCAAGACCGCGCUCGCGUCGAGCGACGUCGACGCUGUGGUGCAGCACUUCUAUGGGGACGGCUUCUGGGUGGACAAUCUCGCGCUGACGUGGGACUAUCGCACCUUCCGUGGGCUCGACUCCAUCCGCAAGCUGCUCGGUGCACGGCUCAAGGAUGUGGACAUCGGAGGGCUGCAGCUCGAGGAGGACGAGUUCAGAGGGCCCCAGCUGCAGAGGCCAUACCCCGACGUGGCGCUUUUGCGGUUGUGCUUCUCGUUCACGACGGGCGUGGGACGCGGGACGGGCGUGUGCAAUCUCGUGCCGUUUCCCGAAGGAACAUGGAGGGCGUACACGAUGUUCACGAUGCUGGAGUCGCUCGCCGGGUUCCUGGAGCAGAUUGACCACCUUAGACCGAGAGGAGGAGAACACGGGACAUAUGAAGAUCUACGAAGGCGCGAACUUGAGGUUGAGGACAACAGCCGAACGGUGCUCAUUGUUGGAGCUGGACAUUCGGGUUUGAUGACUGCUGCGCGACUCAAGUGCCUGGGCAUUGACUCGUUGAUCAUUGAUAGACAAGAAAGAGUCGGUGACAUGUGGAGAAAACGCUACAAGUUUCUAAGUCUUCACAGCACGCCGUAUUACAACGAGAUGCCUUACAUGCCAUUCCCCGCCACCUGGCCGAGAUAUUCGUCGGGCUACGAGAUGGGCGAAUGGCUCGAAGCGUACGCCAAGUUCUUGCGACUCAACGUAUGGACGAGCUCCAAGGUCCUCAAAGCAACUUGGGACGAUUCGCAGAAGCGCUGGACUAUUGAAAUAGACCGCGGAGGUCGCGAAAUCAGGACUCUGACCGUCAAACAUCUGAUGUUCGCGACGGGGCUGACGGGUCCGCCCAAGGUACCUGAGGUUAAAGAUAUGGACGUCUUCAAGGGGAAAGUAUUCCACGCGGCUCAGUUCACGUCCGCAAGAGACCAUAUUGGGAAUUGUAAGAAAGCUGUCGUCGUUGGCGCAUGUCUCUCGGGCCAUGACGUUGCACACGACUUCUACGAGGCUGGCAUGGACGUUACGAUGUACCAACGUUCAGCAACUAUCAUCCUAUCGCACCCACCUGCGGAUGAGGUUCUGGGAGCCUACUUUCUACAAGGCUUCCCAACCGAAGUCGCAGACAUAUACCUCAACUACCUCCCGCUCAAGACGCGCUUCCAGAUGGCCCAGCGGCGCACCCGGCAAGUCGCGAGCACGAUCGACAAAGAGCUCAUCGAGAACCUCGAGAACGCGGGCUUCAAGACCACACUCGGCCCGGGCGAUGCCGGCUUCGGACCGCUGCUCCUGACGCCGCGGGGAGGGGGCCAUUACAUCAACACGGGCACGUCGCAGCUGAUCAUCGACGGGCGCAUCAAGGUCAAAAACGGAAGCGCCAUCGCGCACAUGACGGAGCGCGGUAUCGCGUUCGAGGACGGCACGGAGCUCGAGGCGGACAUCGUGGUGUUUGCGACUGGGUUCAAGGACCAGCGUACGGAGAUGUGGGGUGUGUUGGACAAAGAGGUGGGCGAGAGGGUGCCGCCGAUAUGGGGUGUGAAUGAGGAAGGGUUUAUGCCUGCGAACUGGAGGCCAUGCGAGGUUGAGAAUCUCUGGUUUGGGAUAGGUGGUUUCGCUGCGUCGAGGUUCUACAGCAAGUUGUUUGCGUUACGGCUCAAAGCGAUCGAGGAAGGUCUCUAUGACAAGCCUGACCUUGGCUUUUGACGCACUGGACUUACAAGAGCAACUCGUCCGAAUCACAGCGUUCACUUGCAUCAAGUCGUGAUGUCAUUGACUGUAAGAUAUUAAUAUGUAUACGUUGAUAUAUCAGCAUGCCUGUAUCAUUAGCGCAUCUAU